Penicillium robsamsonii is the source of this 2013-nucleotide messenger RNA. RefSeq names its product telomere repeat binding factor family protein. The record is from RefSeq and is a predicted model, not a curated record. The transcript has 3 exons. NCBI's taxonomy places the organism in Eukaryota, Fungi, Ascomycota, Eurotiomycetes, Eurotiales, Aspergillaceae. Bases 1 to 2013 code for a protein of 670 amino acids.
AUGGAAUCUAGUGCCUUACGGCCUCUCGAUGAAUCAAUACUCCGCGAACUCCCUCAACUCUCUCUGCGUAUCGCCCCUCUCCGAGAACCAGUAUCCUCACGAACCCUAAGCGUCCCAUCACCCCUCGAACCCAAUGCCAGUGGGGCACGGGACUCGAAUAAUAUCUCCAAUUCAAACAGAAAUAGCGGGAAGAUCUCAGCAAAUGCAAAGGCAGGCCUACCGACAGUCACGGAAUUUCUGAACGCUGCACGUAUCAGGAAAACCGAACUUUCAGCAGACUCGCAGUCAAAUGUGGAACGCCCCCCGAGGCCGAUACUUCCGGCUUUUGUGAAUCUUCGUGCCCUAGAGAAGUUUCAUUUCUCGUCAUCUUUCGACGAUGACGCCCUCCAAGGGCCCCGCAAGCGUCGACGCCGAGACCCCCAGGCUGAUUCAUUCAGCGAGCAUCUACAGUUGCCUAUCCCCCAGGCCCAGAAAGAGCAGCGGCCUCCUCCAUUUGGGCCAUUUGCUAUUUUGAAUGGAUUGAAUGAGCCUCCGCCAAAUGCUGCCCUCCUUCCACCCAUUGAGGCUGGGUCCAAUAUCUCCCAGCUUUUGACCAAGCCCUCCGGAGGCGAUGCUGGUGUUGACCCUGGGGCGUCAGUUUCGGCUCAUGUCACGGUCCCAGAUGGUCAACCUGCGGAAAGACGGGAUGCUAGACUCGAAGAAAUCCUCAGAACAUCUCUCAAUGGGGAUGAAGACCAUGAUAAUAAUGAUAAUAAUGAAAACGUUGAAAGUACUAACCUAGUGGACCCUGAUGAGGUUGUCCUAGCUGUUCGUGAAGCAGAAAUAUCCAAGACCAACAAGGCAUUGUCACCUCAUCCUGGAGAAGAUGCGCCAAUGUCUCCCAAAACUCGCGGCCGGUCCCGUAAAAACUUGAGGAAGUGGUCCGAAGAAGAGACGACUACUUUACUUCGAGGAGUGGUCAAAUGCGGGAUUGGAAACUGGACUGCUAUUCUUGCUCAACCGGAACUGGAGUUUAAUCAGCGAACUGCCUCAAAUUUGAAAGACAGAUUUCGAGUUUUAUGUCCAUGGGCGUACCGCGCAUCCGAUCCCAACGAAGCUGCGAAACAACUACACGACACUCUCGCUAACGCCCUACUCAAAGCCAAAGCAGAGGGCUCCGACGAAAUACCGGGGAAAAUCCAUCUCUCCCAUCUAGGGCCCUCCAGUCAAGGCUCCAAGUCAAAGUCUGGAGCAGGGAGUCCAGCUUGCAAUCCACAAAAACCCUCUAUCUCGAGUACCGUAUCAUCUACGCCCGACACAGAUCCCGGUAGUAGUAGCAUUGCCCAAUCACAGUCACCCUCAUCAGGAAAUAGCACACCCGCUUCUUCAAGCAAGUCCCACAUAACCCUCGCAUCUCUUGGAAUCCCCGAACCACAUGUCGCAAAAUCCAAACGUCGCUCUCGACGACCCUUCACAACCACCGAAGACGAAGCCCUCCUAAAAGGCUACGCAGUACACGGCUUCCAAUGGACCCUAAUCCAACAAGAUGCAAGAUUGAAUCUAAGCCACCGCAAAGCGACAGACCUUCGCGAUCGCUUCAGAACUAAGUUCCCACACGCCUAUCGCGACGGCGGUUCUGUGAGCGGCAAAGCCCUCACCAACAAAAACCAGGCCCAAGAGUCGGCUGUAGGAGCGUCGACACCCCGUCCCCAUCCUGUCAACACCGAACAAUCCCCAAGCAAGGCUCAUGCUAUGACUCCGACUCCAACUCCCACUACCAUUCCCCAUAACUCGGCCUCGAGGGGUCGUCACGCUGCUACCCCUUCGCAGUCAAAUCUCGCCCAGGUUGAUCCCGCGCUCUUACCGCCGCCUCCGCAGGGGUUUCUGGAGCACCCGAUGUAUCUUCCUCCUGCAGCCGCGGGUGUGCUUUCUUUCUCUUUGGAUGAUGGCUCUGGGGCGGGUGCUUCUUCUGCGGUGGAGACACCGUGGGAAGAUAAUACCCUUGCUCCUAUGAUUUGGGAUGAAUUGACCUAG